AUGAGCAAGAAGAAAACAACGGACAAAGCGACAGCAAAAGCUCAGCGACAAGAAAGUCGAAGAGCAAAACAAUGUGCGAAAAGUGCCAAGAAAGAUCGAAAAGCAUUGGGUACGGAGGAAGAAGACAUUGAAGUUCUUUUACAAGAAUUUCGGAAGAAAGACACUGAACGUACUCAAGUAACAGUCGAAAUAUCACCACAGCCAACACCUCGAGCCAAUUUUACGCUCUCGGCACUUCCUUCUGGUGAAAUGCUGCUAUUUGGUGGUGAAUAUUUUAAUGGUGAUGUGAAUGUGUGUUACAAUGACGUGUUUAAAUGGAAUCUCGACAAUGCAGCGUGGAAAGUUAUUAGUUCACUUAAUACACCACCACCAAGAUGUAGCCAUCAAUCAGUGGUUUAUCGAAAUCAUCUUUAUGUAUUUGGAGGAGAAUUUGCAACGGCAGAUCAGUUUCAUCAUUACCGAGAUUUAUGGAGAUUAAAUUUAAAGACCAAUGCAUGGGAAGAAUUGGAGGUAAAAGGUGGACCGAGUCCAAGAAGUGGACAUCGGAUGGUUGUCUGGAGAAACUAUCUCGUCCUUUUUGGAGGAUUCUACGAGGCUGCACGAGAGACCAAGUGGUUCAAUGACUUGUAUUUGUUCAAUUUAGCAGAGCUCAAAUGGCAGAAAGUGGCAUAUCCGCCGCACAGACAAGUUCCUGCUGAACGUAGUGGCUGUCAGUUGGCAGUGCACCCGUCGAAGGACCUUGUGUUUGUGUACGGUGGAUACGCUAAAGUGAAGAAUGUGGGCGAAAAGUCGGAAGGCAAAGUGUACUCAGACUUGUGGGCAUUGAAUUUAGCUCCGGUGCUAAAGCGUCAGUCGCCUACGUGGGAGAAACUCUCACGAAAGGGCCAGGCUCCGAGUCCUCGUGGAGGGGCUGCCGUGACGGUACAUAAGCAACGAUUUAUUCUUUUUGGCGGUGUGUUUGAUGAAGAAAAGCGUCGUCACACGAUGCAGUCGACGUUUUACAAUGAUCUGUUUGUGUACGACAUGGAUCGUCGUCGUUGGUUCGAGUUUACGUUGCGUGGUAAGAAGCUUACGGACGGCAAGCGCCGACGCAAAAAGGAAUCUAAGGCGCUUGAGGACGAAACGGCUGGUGACAGUGAUAAUGAUGAAGAAGAUGAAGUUGUUGAGGAUUUUGAUGCGAUGCUGGAGAAGCAAUUUGGAUACGUCGACGACGAAGGCAACAUCGUGUACAUUGACGACGCCCACGAGGAAGAAGAGACAAAGAAAGGAGAAGAAGGAGAUAGCGAUGUUGUGUCUCAAGAAUCGUGCUUUGCUAAGCGAUCCGAUCUGGAACUUGGAAAAGAAGAGGAAACAAAAGGAGAGGAGAAGGAAGAAAAAAAGCAUGUUGUUUUGGAUGAUGACAUCAAGCUCGAUGAACUGGAGGAGGAAGAAUCUGCUGCACCUGCCCCCUGUCCUCGCAUUAAUCCCGCUGUGAUGAUCCAUGGAAGUACGCUAUAUGUCUAUGGUGGUGUUGUUGAGGAUGGCGAUCGUGAGAUCACACUUGACGAUUGCUGGUCCUUGGACCUGAAGCGUCUCGAUGAAUGGAAGCAAGUGUUGCCUGGCACGAUGUCUCAUCAGAUUUGGAAGGGUGAAGUGAGCGAGACGGAGGAGUCUUCGGACGAUGACGACGACGGCGACUUUGAUGACGAUGACGACGACGACGACGAGGAGGACGAUGUGGGUCGUAUGAAAGCACGAGGAGAAAAGGAAAAGGCAAAGGCUGUGGACCGGGCGGUGGCGAUGCUUGCCAAGAAAGAAAAAGAGGACGCCGAGGAAACGCCUAAGAGAGAAAAGAGAGACAAGAAGAAGAAAGUUAAAACCAAGAAGGAGAGCCAUCGCAAAGCAAUUCGUGCUGAGAUGGAGAAUUUACAGGAACAAUUGGGGCUCAGUGAUGUUGACCGUACACCUCAAAUGGGCGAAAACCUGCGUGAUUUCUUUGCGCGAACCGACGCGACUUGGGCAAAGGAAGUCAUGAAGCUUCCCAGCACUAUGGAACAUGAACUCAGCAUUAAGGAGAUCAAGCGAGAGGGUUUCUUGCUAGCUGAGGCCCGUUACAAGGAGCUGCUACCAGUGUUGGAACGUCUGAACGCGUUAGAGCUGGAACAGAAGGAGGCCGAGGAGAUGUAUGCACUGAAGAAGAAGGGAGGCAAGGAGAAAAGCCGACGCUGA
This is a messenger RNA of Peronospora farinosa, 2208 nucleotides long. The record is from the annotation of a GenBank genome assembly. NCBI's taxonomy places the organism in Eukaryota, Oomycota, Peronosporomycetes, Peronosporales, Peronosporaceae.